UCAGGUUGCAAUUCAUCCUCAUCCUGUCAAUCACCGGUGUUGCCCAGCACAAAAAUGAAGCGUCAAAAAUGAGAAGUUUUUACAUAGAAGUUGUAGAAUAUUGUCACCAGCCCACCCCCACACACCCAUUUUAUUUCACAGUAACAAAAGCUGAGAUGAAUGAGUUGUUGUCUGGCCCUUCCCACUUUGUAUAGUCAUUGGCUGGCUCGGUUCUAAAAAGGAUUUAAAAAAGGGGAAUAAUGUGCCUUUGCCGGGGAUCGGAGACUGUCAGGGUGCUGAAAAGCUGAUCCGUGAGCUGCCACCAUGCAGAUCUCUUGGGCUGUGUUCUCUCUCUGCGCCUUAAUACAAAUUGCAUUUCGAUCAGUGGAAGGGUGGCAGAUGUUUAAAAACGAUGCGACAGAAAUCAUUCCAGAGAUCACUGAAAACACAGAACCACCGGUGGAGGAGAUUUUCAGCAACAACAACACAAUGAACCAGGCGAAGCAUGGAGGAAGACACAUACAACAAGCUCCAGAAACUAACGAUGCUUCCGACUUCAGCUGCAGAGAAAUGCGAACCACCCGCUAUAUCACAGAGGGGCCUUGCCGAAGCAUCAAGCCCGUCAAGGAACUGAUCUGCUCUGGUCAAUGUUUCCCCUCACACGUCCUUCCCAAUUCUAUUGGGAGAGGGAAGUGGUGGCGUCAGAAUUCCAUGGAUUAUCGCUGCAUUCCUGCUCACACUCGUACGCAGCGCAUCCAGAUGACUUGUCCUGAGGAAGAGACUCGGACUUACAAAUUCCGAGCUGUCACCUCCUGCAAGUGCAAGCGCUACACUCGUUACCACAACCAGUCUGAGCUGAAGGACUUUGGAAAGGAAACCGUCAGGCCUCAGAAAAACAAGAAGCCCCGUCUCUCCAGAGCUAGGAGCAGCAAAUCUAACCAGCAUGAGUUAGAAAAUGCUUAUUAGAAGGUGGCUCUGAGUGGUACAGCCUAGCAGCUCUGGAUAUUUGACCAAACAUCAAAUGGUUCUCACAGGCCACAGCAUGACGUUCUGACUGCAGUAGGUUCCAAUUCCUUCUGCUAAGCUGGGUCAAAGGCUCACCUAGUCAAAAACCUAUCAGAUUGUAGUAAUUAUGGUCUGAUAAGAGAAUGAGAUAAACUGAGCUGGAGGUAGUAACACCUAAAUUCUAUCUCAGAGGAGAGGGACACCUUGGAGAUUCACGUGAGGUCACGGGGCUUGUACAUGUAGGAAGGCAGAGGAGAGCGAAGCUAUUACGGUGACAAUCACGCUUUGUUAGGAGUCAUUCUACUCACUCUAUGUGAAAAGAACAGAGAUAGCUUUCCCACUUUUCUAAGUGCCACGAAGCAGGACAAGCGAUUAGAGAAGCAUUGGGAGAGUUGGCGCUCUCUGAAUGAGGUGUAGGAAGGGACAGCAGCGAUUUCAACAGUU
Messenger RNA from Cuculus canorus (common cuckoo), 1428 nucleotides. It is a transcript of the gene SOST, whose product is annotated as sclerostin. Bases 304 to 945 code for a protein of 213 amino acids. Gene Ontology annotation, molecular function: BMP binding. The transcript has 2 exons. Lineage: Eukaryota; Metazoa; Chordata; Aves; Cuculiformes; Cuculidae. Gene Ontology annotation, biological process: negative regulation of Wnt signaling pathway; negative regulation of BMP signaling pathway; ossification. The record is from RefSeq and is a predicted model, not a curated record.